CCUUGGCGGGUCAUUUUAAGCGGUACUGGGAUAGAUAGCAAAUACUGAAAAAAAAAACCCACCCAAGAAAAAUAAAAUAAAAAAAAGAUAUGGAGAAGAAAGAUGAGAAAGGAGGAAACCAUGUUAGAAGGAAAAAGGGCGGGUUGGUCACAAUGCCUUUCAUUUUUGCAAAUGAGGUUUGUGAGAAGUUGGCUGUGGUGGGAUUCAAUGCUAAUAUGCUUAGCUACUUAACAACUCAGCUUCAUAUGCCUCUUACAAAAGCUGCUAACACUCUUACCAACUUUGGUGGCACCGGAAGCCUCACUCCCUUGCUUGGUGCUUUCCUCGCCGACGCAUUCGCCGGCCGGUUUUUGACUAUCACCGUCGCUUCCAUUAUUUACCAAAUAGGAAUGGUUAGCUUAACACUAUCAGCAAUACUUCCAAGUCUAAGACCACCCCCAUGUAAAGCAGACCAAGUGUGCCAAGAAGCAAGCUCAGGACAAGAGGCAAUUCUCUAUGCAUCUCUACUAUUAGGAGCCAUCGGAUCGGGUGGGAUCCGACCGUGCGUGGUAGCUUUCGGGGCGGAUCAGUUCGACGAGUCGGAUCCGAACCAGACCACGAAGACAUGGAACUACUUCAAUUGGUACUAUUUUGUGAUGGGGGUAUCUAUGCUAGUGGCUGUGACAGUUCUUGUUUAUAUACAAGACAACAUUGGAUGGGGUUGGGGUCUUGGAAUCCCAGCCAUGGCUAUGUUCCUUUCAAUCAUUGCUUUCAUAUUCGGGUACCCGCUUUACCGGAAUCUUGACCCGGUUGGGAGUCCGUUUACCCGGUUGGUUCAAGUAUGCGUUGCCGCCUACAAGAAGAGAAAGCUGAACAUGGUUUCGGAUCCUUCUUUGCUGUACCAGAAUGAUGAGCUUGAUGAUCCCAUCUCGUUGGGUGGGAAGCUUUUGCAUACAAAGCAUAUCAAAUUUCUUGAUAAGGCAGCGAUUGUGAGUGAAGAAGACGACACGAAAUCACCAAAUCUAUGGAGGCUCAACACCGUCCAUCGAGUUGAAGAACUCAAAUCAGUGAUCAGGAUGGGUCCCAUAUGGGCAUCAGGAAUACUCCUCAUCACAGCCUAUGCUCAACAAAGCACAUUUUCACUCCAACAGGCCAAAACAAUGGACAGGCACUUAACAAACACCUUUCAAAUCCCAGCAGGCUCAAUGACUGUCUUCACCUACAUAUCAAUGCUCUCCACAAUCGCCAUCUACGACCGAAUCUUCAUCCCCAUGGCUCGAAAACUCACCGGCAUCGACCGGGGUAUCACAUUUCUUCACCGGAUGGGAAUCGGGUUUGUCAUCUCCAUUUUUGCCACACUGGUUGCCGGUUUUGUUGAAAUAAAGCGGAAACACGCGGCUUCAGCACAUGGUCUUACUGAUCACCCUGGUUCAAUUAUCCCCAUUUCGGUGUUUUGGCUUUUUCCUCAGUAUAGCCUACAUGGAAUAGCUGAGGCAUUUAUGUCAAUCGGUCACCUUGAGUUUUUAUACGACCAAGCACCUGAAAGCAUGCGGAGCUCAGCCAGUGCAUUGUUUUGGCUUUCAAUUUCUGCUGGGAAUUAUAUAAGCACGCUCUUGGUUACGCUUGUGCAUAAGUUUAGUGCCGGGCCUGGUGGAUCAAAUUGGCUUCCCAAUAAGAAUUUGAACAAGGGAAAGUUGGAGUACUUCUAUUGGUUGCUCACUUUGGUUCAAGUUCUUAAUUUGGUUUACUACAUUUGUUGUGCAAGAAUGUAUACUUUUAAGCCAAUUCAGGUCCAAAAGAAAGUGGAUUCUAAGGGUGGAGAAGAUGGGUUGGAGCUUGGGAAUAGGGUUUAGAAAUUUGGUUUUUAAUUAGUUGUAUUUUUGUAUUGUCACUCUUGGUUAAAGAAUUAAACGAGGACAAUAUAUUUGUAGUUAAAUUACAUUUUUAUUAAAAAUGUAGUGUAGAGUAAGGGAGAUGAUUAAGGGAUAUUACUAUAGUAUAUCAUGCAAUGUAUAUGUAAACUAUCUCUGGUGAAUGGCUGAAAUAAAUGAAAGAUGGAUUUUGUUUCUCUGAAAAA
Ziziphus jujuba (common jujube) is the source of this 2056-nucleotide messenger RNA. Its product is annotated as protein NRT1/ PTR FAMILY 3.1. The record is from RefSeq and is a predicted model, not a curated record. Gene Ontology annotation, biological process: transmembrane transport. NCBI's taxonomy places the organism in Eukaryota, Viridiplantae, Streptophyta, Magnoliopsida, Rosales, Rhamnaceae. The transcript is spliced from 4 exons. Gene Ontology annotation, molecular function: transmembrane transporter activity. Gene Ontology annotation, cellular component: plasma membrane. The coding region runs from base 90 to 1832 and encodes 580 amino acids.